CGUUCAGGAAAAUAUUGGGCCAGCGUUAUGCUUUCUCAGUCUGCACCGGGCUCACCAUCCGAGUAACACCGUCGGUCGGCUCUAACCGAUCACUCUUUUCCUGGCGAUCGUGCUUUCGUUUUCGUUUCGUUCGACAAUCACCUCGGUUUGUGGUCUUGCUUGCAUUUAGGAUAAAACGCCAAGUCCCAGGAAUUCUUACUCGUUCCGGGAUAAGAUAAAAGUAUCAUGGCCGAGUCAAAAGUGGAGGAGAUCCCUGAUAGAAUAGUGGAAACCUUCAGAAAUCAGAAUAUUUUAAUAACUGGUGGCACUGGUUUUCUGGGAAAAGUUGUUAUCGAGAAAUUUCUCAGAUGUCUACCAAACACGGAGCAAAUUUACCUGUUGGUCAGAUCGAAAAAAGGGAAGGAUCCAAAGCAUCGUAUAGAAGAAAUUUUCAAUUCUCCGCUUUUCGAGAAAGUUAAAGAGCAAAGAGGCGCGGCCGAACUUUGCAAAGCGAUAACAGUCGUGUAUGGUGAUGUUUCGUUGCCAGGACUUGGACUUUCCACGGAGGACAGACAGAUGCUUUGCGAGAAGAUCAACAUUGUGUAUCAUGCGGCCGCCACAAUACGAUUUGAUGAGUUGUUAAAGAAAGCAGUAUUAGUGAAUACACGUGGCACCAAGCAAAUGUUGGAUCUGGCGAAAGAGAUGAAACACCUGAAAUUAUUUGCUCACAUCAGUACAGCAUACUGUCAUCUUGAAGAAAAAGUGUUAGGAGAAAGACCAUACCCUCCGCCUGCAGAUCCUCAUAAAAUAAUCAAAUGCGUUGAAUGGAUGGACGACGAGGUCGUUGAAGCUAUGACAGACAAGAUCUUGGGAGAUAUUCCAAAUACGUACGCCUUUACCAAAGCUUUGUCGGAAGGUCUCGUUCAGGAAGCAAUGCCACAUAUGCCAGCAAUCAUACUAAGACCUAGUAUAGUCAUACCUGUGUGGAAGGAACCUAUUCCUGGAUGGACGGAUAACAUCAAUGGUCCUACAGGAUUGUUAAUUGGUGCUGGAAAAGGUGUUAUUCGAACAAUGUACUGCAAUGAGAAUGGUUAUGCGGAUUAUCUUCCUGUUGAUAUCGCUGUAAAUGCUAUUCUCACCAGUUCAUGGAAUUACAUCUACCUCAAAGAUCAUGAAAAAAGAGUUUACAAUCUUACAAGUAGCAGUGAGUUUAAAGUAUCCUGGGCAGAGAUUAUUGCUCGUGGUCGAAAAAUUACAGAAAAGGUACCUUUAAAUGGAGUUGUUUGGUAUCCAGGUGGAAGUAUGAAGAAAUCAAGACUGAUGCAUAAUAUAUGUGUGUUUCUGUUUCACAUGAUACCAGCCUACCUCAUAGAUGCGCUUAUUUUUCUUGCAGGCUAUAAACCAAUCAUGUGUCGUGUGCAACGUCGAAUACAAAAAGGUUUCGAGGUGUUCGAAUAUUAUGCUAACAAUCAAUGGGAUUUUGAAAAUUCAAAUAUAUUUGAGUUACGAGAUAAACAAAAUCCCGUGGAGUAUAAAAAGUAUCAGCUGCACGGAGAAGAUAUGGAUAUAGACGCUUAUUUUGAAACUUGCAUACGAGCAGCAAGAAUCUACAUUUUAAACGAACCGCCUGAAACUUUGCCUGCUGCUCGAAGGCACUUGAAAAUUAUGUACUGGGUUGAUGUGAUUGCGAAAAUACUAUUCUUUGUACUACUGAUCUACAUAUUGGCAUCCUGGAGUGGAAGUUUCAGAGCAUUGUUAAUAGGAAGUUGGUCAUUUGCUACCAGAACACUAUUACGCUAAUCACUCAUUACUUAAUUUACAGUAUUUUCUAGUAACUUUGUACCGUAAUAUGACCAAAUAAAUGAUUUCUUUUUUUUUA
Molecule: messenger RNA, 1858 nt
Organism: Osmia bicornis bicornis
Lineage: Eukaryota; Metazoa; Arthropoda; Insecta; Hymenoptera; Megachilidae
Product: putative fatty acyl-CoA reductase CG5065
Exons: 9
Coding region: 226-1779 (517 amino acids)
Biological process (GO): long-chain fatty-acyl-CoA metabolic process
Cellular component (GO): peroxisome
Molecular function (GO): alcohol-forming very long-chain fatty acyl-CoA reductase (NADP+) activity
Source: RefSeq, a predicted model, not a curated record